Messenger RNA from Geodia barretti, 489 nucleotides. Lineage: Eukaryota; Metazoa; Porifera; Demospongiae; Tetractinellida; Geodiidae. The record is from the annotation of a GenBank genome assembly.
AUGCUGGUCAUCAGGGCCGGUUGGUUAGAGAGAGAAUCAAUGCGAGGAACUGUCAAGUUUUUUAACAGCGAGAAGGGCUUCGGCUUCAUCUCACGCGACGGCGGUGACGACGUGUUCGUUCACUAUUCCAACAUCGUCGGCGAGCACCACCGAAGCCUUGAGGAAGGGCAGAUAGUCGAAUUCGACAUCGGGCCCGGCCGCAAGGGAGACGAAGCUCAGAACGUCAAACCGGCCUGACAGGCAGGUUCGCUGUGCGCCGCCGGCCAGAUUGACCGGCGGCGCUCGACGUUUCGCGCAUGGCUGCGCCGAGCGCGGGGCGAACCUAGAACCAGAACGGCUCCACGAAGCACUGGGAGAUGAAGCCUCCUCGGCGACCCGUUGUGGAUCAGCCGGGGAUUCCAAGGUUCGGUCUCAAUGCCGAGGCCAUCGGCGAUCCGAUUCGCGUACGCGUAGUAGCCGACAACCUCGACGAUGUCGAGGAUGUCACGA